This is a messenger RNA of Capsella rubella, 1041 nucleotides long. Its product is annotated as mitochondrial inner membrane protease subunit 2. The transcript has 6 exons. Gene Ontology annotation, biological process: mitochondrial respiratory chain complex assembly. Lineage: Eukaryota; Viridiplantae; Streptophyta; Magnoliopsida; Brassicales; Brassicaceae. Gene Ontology annotation, cellular component: membrane; mitochondrial inner membrane peptidase complex. Bases 335 to 799 code for a protein of 154 amino acids. The record is from RefSeq and is a predicted model, not a curated record. Gene Ontology annotation, molecular function: serine-type endopeptidase activity.
UGUUUUGAGAAAAAGAGAAACCCUGAUUCUUCUUCACUGUGUCGUGAGCUCUGGCUCUGCUGUCCUUCUUUCGCAAAAUUGAUUUGCAGGUAGCUGUGAUAUAGGUCUCAUUUCUUGCUCCUGGUCUCAAAUUUAAUCCUUUCAGUUCCAUGAAUCGAGUACUUUUAGCUCACUUAAGUUCAGCAUAGUUUGAGAUUAGAUCGGUUCAUGAAUUGGCUGGCAAUACUGACGUGUUUCAGUUUAAUGUAAUUGUAUUGGGUUUGGUUUGGAUUGAGGAUUAUUAAGGUUCUAUACCUGUUGCUGAGAAUCACAUAUUAGGUUGGUCAUCUUGGACAUGGGAAUCCAGAAACUUUUGUGGGAAGUAGCAAAGAAAUCAUUCACUGGAGGUAUUAUAGGGCUUACCAUUUCAGAUAGAUGUUGUAGUGUUGUUCCGGUGAGAGGAGAUUCCAUGUCUCCGACAAUGAAUCCCCUGAAAAAUUCCUAUUUAGAUGAUUAUGUACUCGUGGAUAAAUUUUGCCUUAAGGAUUACAAGUUUGCUCGUGGUGAUGUUGUUGUGUUCAGCUCUCCGACAAAUUUUAGGGAUAGAUACAUAAAGAGGAUAGUAGGGAUGCCUGGCGAAUGGAUAAGUAGUUCUCGGGAUGUGAUAAGAGUCCCAGAAGGUCACUGUUGGGUAGAAGGAGAUAACAAAAGUACCAGCUUAGACUCAAGAACCUUUGGCCCUAUUCCUUUGGGUUUAGUUCAAGGACGGGUCACUCGUGUGGUGUGGCCUCCUCAAAGAGUAAGCAAGAUUGGUCGAUAAAGAUAAUUGAGAAAAAGAAGGAGAAUGAGAAGGACUCCUCGCUCACAAAUUUUUCUAGUCAGAAUCCAAAAUCCGUCUACAUUUGAUCUUAAGAGUCUCUGUGGGGGAACUCUCAAAUUCACAUUUUUUCUUUUUAGUUACAUUUGUAUUCCAUUUUCAAAUCGAUGAUAAAAUCAACACAUUCUUGUAUUGGGACAAAGUUUGUAGCUCUUACCUUGUGCCUGAUUGUGGCACCGGUUUGC